CAUAAUAAAUUAGAAAUCCUAAUUCUGUUUUCACCUCUUCUCUAUCGCUCGCAGCCUCCACGCCACUCUCUAACCUCUCAAGCCUCCACCAUUGCGAACCCUCAAUCGCCGGUUAUCUUUCUUCAAGUCCCCACACUCGCAGCAUUCGCCGGUCAUCUUUCUUCAAGCCCCCACCCUCGCAGCACUCGCCGGCCAUCUUUCUUCCCCAACCUCGCAUCAGUCGCCGCCGGUCAUAUUUCUUCUUCAAACCCUCGCAGCAGUCGCCGCUGAUCUCGAUUCUGGCACUUAACUAGGUGUGGUGCUCAACUCUGACUUGCAAAGCCUUUGCUUUUAUUACAAACAAGUGUUCCAAUAUUAUGAGAGAGAGAGAUAUGGUAAGCUCAAUACAAUUGAAAGAAUUGCUGGAGAAGAAGAAUAGCAAGAAGAUGGAGAAGACUAAUACUGAGCUAUUGGAAAAGGUAGAAAAGAUGACCAAGGAAGAAGAAGAAAGUAAAAGGAACAAAUUUAAGAAGAAGAAAAGAAAAGAUGAGGACAAAAACAUUGAUCUGAUUCACAAAUCUGAUUCUCUUGGCACUGAGGAAGAACAUGGCUUGGAUGAACAAUAUGCAGAACAAAUAAUUAAAGGAGAAGGAAAAAGUAAAAAGAACAAGCCAAAGAAGAAGAAAAGAAAAAAUGAAGUGAAAAACAUUGCUCUGAUUAAUAACUCUGAUCCAUUUGGGACUGAGGAUGAGGAUGUCAUGGAUGUUCAGCAUGGUAAAUCCAAGAAAUUAAAGAAAAAGAAAAAGGAACACAACACAUCAAAGGAGGGUGACAAUAUACUGGAAAAGAGACAAGAGCCUGUUAAUGAUGAGGUUUAUCAAAUUUCUUCAGGAGAAGAGGACUGCUCAAAAGGAAUGAAAAAAUGGAUUACGGAAUACCAUCAGAGUAGAACAGGUCUGAAGGUGCUGCAACAAAGGAUAGAUGAGUUUAUAGUUACUCAUGAGGAGAAACUUGAACAGGAAAGAAAAGAAAGAGAAGCCCGUGCUGCAGAAGAUGGGUGGACAGUUGUUGUACAUCAUAAAGGAAGAAAGAAGACAACAGAUUCUGAAAGUGGAGUUACUGUGGGUUCUGUUGCCCCAGUUGUUGCAGAGAACCAACUGGCCAAGAAGAAGCGUAAAGAAAUUGUUGGGCUAGACUUCUAUAGGUUUCAAAAGAGAGAAGCUCAAAGGAACGAAAUCUUGGCACUCCAGAGCAAAUUCGAGCAGGAUCGGAAGCGGAUUCAACAAUUGAGAGCUGCUAGAAAGUUUAAGCCAUACUGAGUGCCUGCAAAAUCCAUGCAAAGAAUGACCCUGAGCGAUAGCUUCUAUGGUAUCAUCUUAAUUUUGCAAUGUCAGAAAGACGGCUAAUUCCGUAGGAUUUGCUACUUCUCUCACUAUUUCUCACUACUCAAUUUAUUGGGAAAAUUAGAAAUUUAUUCAUAGGUCCUGAGAACUAUUAGCAAGAAUGUACAAUUUUGAGAACAUUAACUGAGAUGGUACAUAAGAGUGAUUUUAAGGCUUUGGUUAAUCCUAGCAGAAUGAUGCUUUUCUA
This is a messenger RNA of Ricinus communis (castor bean), 1569 nucleotides long. RefSeq names its product protein FAM133B. The transcript has 8 exons. Gene Ontology annotation, biological process: ribosomal small subunit assembly; rRNA processing. NCBI's taxonomy places the organism in Eukaryota, Viridiplantae, Streptophyta, Magnoliopsida, Malpighiales, Euphorbiaceae. Bases 357 to 1298 code for a protein of 313 amino acids. Gene Ontology annotation, cellular component: CURI complex; UTP-C complex. The record is from RefSeq and is a predicted model, not a curated record.